UGCACCUGCCGUCUCAGUGUCCUUGGACUAUGGAAACAUCACACAACAUUACAGAAUUUUUCAUGCUGGGACUGUCACAGAACCCAGAAAUACAGAGAGUUCUUUUUGUGGUCUUUUUGAUCAUCUAUGUGGUCACCAUUUGUGGCAAUGUGCUCAUUGUGGUCACCAUCACCUCCAGUCCCACCCUGGUUUCCCCCAUGUAUUUUUUCCUGGCCAACCUGUCCUUUAUUGACACCUGUUAUUCUUCCUCUAUGGCCCCUAAGCUCAUUGCCGACUCCUUGUAUGAGGGGAGAACAAUCUCUUAUGAGGGUUGCAUGGCUCAGCUCUUUGGAGCCCAUUUUCUGGGAGGCGUUGAGAUCAUCCUGCUCACGGUGAUGGCCUAUGACCGCUACGUGGCCAUCUGCAAGCCCUUGCACUACACAAUUGUCAUGACCAGGGAUCUCUGUGUCCUGCUGGUGGGGGUGACUUGGCUGGGGGGCUUCCUGCAUUCAUUGGUUCAGCUCCUCCUGGUUCUCCAGUUGCCCUUCUGUGGGCCCAACAUAAUUAAUCACUUUGUCUGUGACUUGUACCCCUUGCUGGAACUUGCUUGCACCAAUACAUAUGUCACCGGCCUGCUGGUGGCUGCCAACAGUGGUGUGAUCUGCCUGUUGAACUUCCUCAUUCUGGCUGCCUCGUACAUUGUCAUCCUGUGCUCCUUGAGGUCCCACAGUAAAGAGGGGAGACGCAAAGCCCUCUCCACCUGUGGGGCCCACUUUACGGUUGUUGCCCUGUUCUUUGUGCCUUGUGUGUAUACUUACAUGCGUCCUUCAUCUACUUUACCUAUGGACAAAAACAUGGCAGUAUUUUAUGGUAUUCUGACACCUAUGCUGAAUCCACUCAUUUAUACCCUGAGAAAUGAAGAGGUAAAAAAUGCCAUGAAAAAGCUGUUCACACAGUAAGAUGUUGCAGGUGGAUAAUGACUGGUAAAGCAGAGACUAAAAAUGACUGUA
Molecule: messenger RNA, 989 nt
Organism: Phyllostomus discolor (pale spear-nosed bat)
Lineage: Eukaryota; Metazoa; Chordata; Mammalia; Chiroptera; Phyllostomidae
Product: olfactory receptor 4C3
Exons: 1
Coding region: 30-938 (302 amino acids)
Biological process (GO): G protein-coupled receptor signaling pathway
Cellular component (GO): membrane
Molecular function (GO): G protein-coupled receptor activity; olfactory receptor activity
Source: RefSeq, a predicted model, not a curated record